This is a messenger RNA of Spodoptera exigua (beet armyworm), 1009 nucleotides long. The record is from the annotation of a GenBank genome assembly. Lineage: Eukaryota; Metazoa; Arthropoda; Insecta; Lepidoptera; Noctuidae.
CUUGACAGAUAAAGAAUUCAGAGUUGUAGCCUAACCUCUUUUUAUUAGAAUUUAUUUUAGAAAUUAUUAUAAAUAAUUACUUAAUACAAAUUGCAAUGGCUUCGUUAAAUGUGUAUUCAGUGGGUAAACUAGCGAAAUAUAUUUCUGGACCAACACUGAGGACGCUCCGUGCUAAUGUAUACAGAAGCACAGUCCGAGGUUACAGUACAGAAGAGAAAAGCAAAGCAGAGCCGGAGGCAGAGAGCAAGCUGCCCGGCUCCAUCGAGGAGUGCCACAAGCAGAUUGAGACUCUCACCAAUGACCUCAACACACUACGGAAUCAGGCCAGAGAUUACGAAGAUAAAUACAAGCGUGCACUAGCUGACGGAGAGAAUGUCAGGCGCCGCAUGAUGAAGCAGGUCGAAGACGCCAAGUCCUUUGCCAUACAGAGCUUCUGCAAGGACCUGCUCGAUGUAGCCGACACGCUGGCAGCGGCAGCGGAGAGUGUCCCAGAGAGCGAGGUGUCGGAGGGCGGCGCCGCCGGUACAGAGGCGGGCGCUGCCGCCGCCCUCCGCUCCCUCCACGACGGAGUACGACUCACCAGGGCACAGCUCACACAGGUGUUCAGUAGACACGGGCUGGUGUCAGUAUCUCCGCUGAGGGAGAAGUUCGACCCCAAUCUACACGAAGCUCUGUUCCAACAGGAGGUGGAAGGCGCUGAACCAGGUACGGUAGUAGCAGUGAGCAAAGUGGGUUACAAACUCCACGAGAGAUGCGUAAGACCAGCCCUUGUAGGAGUCGCCAAGUGAUCCAGACACAGCAUAUAUAUUAUACAUAAAAUAUUUAGCUAGUUUAGUUGUAAAUAGUCCGGUCAACUGGUUCUAGAAUGUUCUGUGAGUUUGUGUGUAAUUUUUUGGUAUAAUUUGUUUUGGCAUAGUCAUUUCGUUUCGAAAACAUUUUUUUUUAUAAUGUGGCUCCCCAUUAGGAUUUUCUCCUGUGUCGUGAGUGCAGUUACAAACAUACAAUUUCA